UGGUGGGAGCAUUGAGCCUCGAGCUUUGGAUUAACCUGAUCGUGAUACUUCGCCAGGCAAAAGUUUUUGGAAACUCUAGACUACUCUGUGCUCCAUAUGUUCUUGCUUCUCUUCCUCGUUUUCAGGGUUCUGAUCCGAGUUUCAUUCGCCGUCAUAACCCGUCAUCUGGUUGCAUUAGGUCUCAGGCUUCAUCUCUCAGAAGGGUCACGUGAUCCUGCCUGCAACCAUAGUGUGGGUCCCUUUCAGGCGUCACAGGCUGACGAGCUCUGGUCCAGCCUGCGUGCCUGCAAGAACCGCCAGGCAAGCUGGACUAAGACGAGGCCAAGCUGCAACAACAAUCCUACCACCCGCUCGCGACCAUCCGCAUCUCAUUCAACCUCUGCAGGCCGACUUCGAUCGAGAUAAUUCUUGCGCGGCCCGCUCUGCAGCCCAAGCCCGCAACCUAGCGCCGCCACGUCGCAUUAUUAACCCGCCCGCCCUCGCCCGCCGCCACCGUCUAUCGCAACCUUGACGUUCUCGUCUGCCUCCUCGCCAACCAUCAAACCUUGAUCAAGAUGGGUGACGUUCUGGUAGAAAACCCCCUCAACAGUGUUCCUCCACACAGGAGACCUGCGCCAUCGACGAUCCCUAGUAUCGAGAACUUUGAAGGCCUCCCAACCGACAGCGGCGAUGAUUACGCGACCUUGAAGAAGCUCCAGAGGCAGCUGGAGUACAUCCAGCUGCAGGAGGAGUAUAUCAAGGAUGAGCAGAGGAGUCUGAAGCGAGAGUUGGUCCGGGCCCAGGAGGAGAUCAAGCGAAUCCAGAGCGUGCCUCUGGUCAUCGGCCAGUUCAUGGAGGCCAUUGAUCAAAAUACCGGUAUCGUCCAGUCGAGCACAGGGUCCAACUACGUUGUCAGGAUCCUUUCGACACUCGACCGCGAGCUCCUCAAGCCCUCGUCGUCGGUUGCGCUCCACCGCCACUCCAACGCUCUGGUUGAUAUCCUUCCUCCGGAGGCGGACUCGUCUAUUGCCAUGCUGGGCGCCGAUGAGAAGCCCGACGUGACCUACGCCGACGUAGGUGGGUUGGACAUGCAGAAGCAGGAGAUCCGCGAGGCCGUCGAGCUUCCUCUCACCCACUUCGACCUAUACAAGCACAUCGGUAUCGACCCCCCCCGUGGUGUGCUGUUGUAUGGCCCUCCCGGUACCGGCAAGACCAUGCUGGUCAAGGCUGUGGCCAACAGCACCACAGCAAACUUUAUCCGUGUGGUCGGGUCUGAGUUUGUGCAAAAGUAUCUGGGAGAGGGUCCUCGCAUGGUGCGCGACGUGUUCCGUAUGGCUCGCGAAAACGCGCCGGCCAUUAUCUUCAUCGACGAGAUCGACGCCAUCGCGACGAAGCGCUUCGACGCCCAAACCGGCGCAGACCGUGAGGUGCAGCGUAUCUUGCUCGAGCUGCUCAACCAGAUGGACGGCUUCGACCAGACUGCCAACGUCAAGGUGAUCAUGGCGACCAACCGCGCCGACACGCUGGACCCGGCUCUGCUUCGUCCCGGCCGUCUGGACCGAAAGAUCGAGUUCCCCAGCCUGCGCGAUCGCCGUGAGCGCCGUCUCAUCUUCUCCACUAUCGCUAGCAAGAUGAGCCUCGCUCCCGAGGUCGACCUGGACAGCCUCAUCGUCCGCAACGACCCGCUCUCGGGCGCUGUUAUUGCCGCCAUCAUGCAGGAGGCCGGCCUCCGCGCCGUCCGCAAGAACAGGUACAACAUCAUCCAGAGCGACCUGGAAGACGCCUACUCGAGCCAGGUCAAGUCGACGGGCGACGAGAACAAGUUUGACUUUUACAAAUAAGCUGGUCGGCCGUGUUUUCUGGUUGGCGCUCCUGCUGUGUCAGCUCUCGUUCUGGAGGUGCCGCCAAACAGUGCACGUUAAAAGCAGCAAUUACGAGUUUGCUCAGGUACCGAUUAGAGAAACAAGGCCAUAUUUUUGCUAGAUGGGUUUUUGUUUCCGUUUGGGGCGUCUCAGGCUUUGGCAUACGCUCGCGUGGGCGGGCCGCGUCUCUCGCCGGAUUUGGGUUCGGGCGCGGGGGUCAACUUUUAAUGAGAGUUUGUACAAUAUCAUUCUCGCUCCUUGGCACCGCUUCUCCUUUGGGAUGCCAUCACGCCGUGUGUUUCUAGCGCCAAAAACAGCGUCGAUGCUCGAGCGCCAUACCUGCAUGUCUGUGAUUAUCCAGGGUGCUGUGCAUGUUGCUGUGGAACCCUUGAUCGACUGGAAAAUCAUGGACAGGUGUAAGUCACAGUAAACGUUAAGUAGUAAGCAAGAUGCGGAUUCGAUUCGUUAUCGUCGUUGGCC
Molecule: messenger RNA, 2321 nt
Organism: Gaeumannomyces tritici R3-111a-1
Lineage: Eukaryota; Fungi; Ascomycota; Sordariomycetes; Magnaporthales; Magnaporthaceae
Product: 26S protease regulatory subunit 6B
Exons: 3
Coding region: 555-1820 (421 amino acids)
Biological process (GO): proteasome-mediated ubiquitin-dependent protein catabolic process
Cellular component (GO): proteasome regulatory particle, base subcomplex
Molecular function (GO): ATP binding; proteasome-activating activity; ATP hydrolysis activity
Source: RefSeq, a predicted model, not a curated record